AUGCAUGCAUCGCGAUCGCACUAUGUUUAUACCGUGGCAUGGAUCAGCGCGCUGCCGCUGGAGAUGGCCGCCGCGAGACAGAUGUUCGACCAAUUCCAAGACAGACUAUCCCAGCCAUUGACAGAUACAAACACCUACACACUGGGCAGUAUGUGCGGUCACAAUGUGGUUCUGGCAUGUCUUCCGUCCGGUGUCUAUGGUACCACCUCGGCUGCUACAGUCGUCGCUCAAAUGCGCUCUACCUUCCCUAGGCUCCAAUAUGGGUUGCUGGUGGGCAUCGGGGGAGGCGCGCCCAGCUAG
Molecule: messenger RNA, 300 nt
Organism: Aspergillus udagawae
Lineage: Eukaryota; Fungi; Ascomycota; Eurotiomycetes; Eurotiales; Aspergillaceae
Exons: 1
Coding region: 1-300 (99 amino acids)
Biological process (GO): nucleoside metabolic process
Molecular function (GO): catalytic activity
Source: RefSeq, a predicted model, not a curated record